Messenger RNA from Monomorium pharaonis (pharaoh ant), 1811 nucleotides. RefSeq lists its product as uncharacterized. The transcript is spliced from 7 exons. Gene Ontology annotation, molecular function: K63-linked polyubiquitin modification-dependent protein binding; protein kinase C binding. Gene Ontology annotation, biological process: endosome organization; mitophagy; aggrephagy. Bases 782 to 1783 code for a protein of 333 amino acids. The record is from RefSeq and is a predicted model, not a curated record. NCBI's taxonomy places the organism in Eukaryota, Metazoa, Arthropoda, Insecta, Hymenoptera, Formicidae. Gene Ontology annotation, cellular component: amphisome; aggresome.
UUCAAGCGGCCAUUUUCAACUACUAAAUGAAAGUGUGCGAGAGCGAGAGCAGCAGCAGCGAGGCGCGUCACCGCCGUAGCUAGACGGUGACGUCGGGGCGCUCAGGAGGGGAGCCGCGCAUGCGUUCUAUUUUUAGACAGGUCCAAAGGUUUCGACGUCGAGAACUCGGGAGGCAUCGAGAAAGGCAUGUAGUUAUUAUUAUCUAACGGUCGUUAUCGGUCAACCACAACAACCAUGUAGAUGACGAGGGAAUGGUCAUCGUCGUCGUCGCUUUGGUAAAAUUCGACGGCAAAUUGGAUUGCCGGAGUCGGAUGCUGGAGACGUCCGUUUUACGGGCAAGAAACAUAUUUGAGAAAUAAUUUCAUUAUUUCAAUGGUCAAAGAGUGGGGCUCCCCUCUACGAGCUCUGUGUGCAAACAGUGCAAGCCACGUGGUGCAAGCACUCUGCAACUCUGCGCAGGUUGAACUGGGUUCAACAAACGACCAAACGACGUGCGAUCACGUGCGACCUUCACAAGAUUCGUAAGUCUAAAAAAGAUUCAUAAGUCUUUGGACGGACGUAAACGUAUAUGGACGUGUUUCACCCAACUGAAAUUUUUGAACGCGGCUGACGCAAUCAGACGUAUCAUUCCUUUUAUCCUUUAGCCCUUUUAUCGUUCCAAUACCUAAAGGAGAGACGGGUAUCAUCACGAAGACUUGCGACUUUUGACGGGAUCAUAUUGGUUGAAAACGUGCUAAAAGAAGUAGAGCGAGAGAGCGCAUAUCGACACUUCGGAACGACCAUGGCGAGGAUAAGCUUCAAAGUGUACUUUAUGAACGAGAAUCCAUGGACUUGCAGGAAAGUGCACAGAUUCGACAUCGACGCCGAUGUUGCAAUGAAUUUCAUGUAUCUUUGCGAAAAGUUGCAAACCGUCUUCCUGAGCCUACGGGGUAAGAGCUUCACUGUCGGCUGGAAGGAUGAAGAAAAUGAAACCAUUACCAUAUCUACUAACAAAGAGUUAGAAAUCGCACUUGAAAACAUGGCUAAGAAAGAUGUCUAUGAACUGUAUGUCUUCCUGAAAUUAGAGCGAGACAUGUCAAAAGAUAUGCAUGGUUUUAGCUUCAAGUACAUGGAAUGUCCAGAUUACGACUUGUGGACUGAUUGCAUGAAUCUUGACAAUCAUUUGGAGCAUUACAUGGUCCGCAUAAUACAGUCGAUCAAGUGGCUGAUCUACUAUGGCUUUUGGUUUGCUCACCACAUGUACAAAUUCAUAAAGACAAUGGCGCAGCAGCACAAAAAGAAUAAGCGCAGAUACACACGACAUGAGAGGAAACGAACUGGUUGUCCAAUGUUCACCACAGAUGAUGAAAGCGAUUGGGUCUGUCAUGAGCAGAAGUGGUUUAAGAAACAACAUAAGGAAUCGUCCGCCGAAGCUGCGACCGAGACGACGGAGAAUCUUCGGCAGGAAGCAACUAGACAGCUAUCUUUCUCGCAUUCAUUAAUAAAGAUUAAGGAUAACAUUUCCUACCUCUUACAGUUGCUGGAUUCACUAAACAUUAACGUCACUGUGACGAGCGACAAUAAUUCCGCUAAGAAACCCACAGACAACGCGCAGAUGAAGACUAGUAGGCAAAAGCGAGUUCUGGUGAGUCUUCAGAGGACUCCGCUAAGAAAUUCCCCGCCUAUACCAUCUGCGCCGCCAGCACCAGAGGCAGAAAACAUCGGUUGGCGAUAUAGGCUUCCAACUCCGUCAAACCAGGAAAUGUAUCCACCCUUACCCAAAGAAGUAAAGCAUGAGUUCUGAAUAAAGAUUUUUUUUUUUAAUGUAAAAA